Messenger RNA from Monodelphis domestica (gray short-tailed opossum), 1812 nucleotides. It is a transcript of the gene GHR, whose product is annotated as growth hormone receptor. The record is from RefSeq and is marked provisional. Gene Ontology annotation, biological process: cytokine-mediated signaling pathway. Gene Ontology annotation, cellular component: external side of plasma membrane; membrane. Gene Ontology annotation, molecular function: cytokine receptor activity; protein binding. NCBI's taxonomy places the organism in Eukaryota, Metazoa, Chordata, Mammalia, Didelphimorphia, Didelphidae.
AUGGAUCUUUGGCAGCUGCUACUUACUUUGGCCCUGGCGAGUUCAAAUGAUGCUUUUUCUCAAAGCGAGGAGCCUUCUGGGAAGCCUCAGUAUACUAAGUGCCGUUCACCCGAACUAGAGACGUUUUCAUGCUACUGGACCGAUGAUAUUUACCAUGGUGCAAAGAGUCCAAUAAAGCUGUUGUACAAGAAAAGGACUGACGAAGAGUGGAAAGAAUGCCCCGAUUAUGUCUCUGCUGGAGAAAACAGCUGUUAUUUCAAUUCAUCAUAUACCUCCAUUUGGACACCCUAUUGUAUCAAGCUGAGAAAUAUUAGUCAUGAGUUGGAGAAAAGGUGUUUCACUGUUGAUGAAAUAGUACAACCAGAUCCACCCAUUGGCCUCAACUGGACUUUGCUGAACACCAGCCUGACAGCAAUCCAUGCCGACAUCCAGGUGAGAUGGGGGCCACCUCCCAAUGCAGAUGUUCAGAAAGGAUGGAUUCUUUUGGAAUAUGAACUUCAAUACAAAGAAAUAAAUGAUACCCAAUGGAAAAAGAUGGAACUCGUACGCUCUACAUCUGUCCCAGUGUACUCCUUGAGGUUGGAUAGAGAAUAUGAAAUACGAGUCAGAUCAAGACAACGUACCUCAGAAAAAUUUGGGGAGUUCAGUGAAAUACUUUAUGUAACAUUUCCCCAGAUGAGCCCUGUUUCGGAAUGUGAAGAGAAAAUCAAUGAUUUCCGGUUUCCAUGGUUCUUGAUUAUUAUCUUUGGAAUACUUGGCCUGACAGUGGUGUUAUUUGUAUUCAUACUUUCUAAACAACAAAGGAUCAAGCUGCUGAUUCUGCCCCCAGUUCCAGUUCCAAAAAUUAAAGGAAUUGAUCCAGAUCUUCUCAAGAAAGGAAAAUUGGAAGAGGUAAAUACGAUCUUAGCCAGCCAUGACAGCUAUAAGCCUCAGUUCUACAAUGACGACUCCUGGGUUGAGUUCAUCGAGCUGGAUAUUGAUGAUCCGGACGAAAAGGCCGAAGAAUCCGACACAGACAGACUUCUGAGCAGCGAGCGCCAGAAAUCCCUGAAUUACCUUGGGGCGAAAGAUGAUGAUUCCGGCCGUACCAGCUGUUAUGAGCCCGACAUCCUAGAGACGGAUCUGAGCGCUGCCUCCUGCGACAGCACUUCCGACAUCGCUCACUCACAGAGAUUGCCGGGGACAGCAGAUCUGUUCUGCCUCGAGCCGAAGAACGAGGCGUCCCCCUCGACGACUCCUCCACCCAGCGGCGGCCUCCUUUCGGAAGGCGGCCAGCCAAGGCCGCUUCUCCCCAACGGGAUGGAGUCGAGCAGCCUCGCUGUCCACGCUCAUCUGAGCAACCAGAGUUCGCUGGCCAACAUUGACUUCUACGCCCAGGUGAGCGACAUUACUCCCGCGGGAAGCGUCGUCCUUUCGCCUCAAAAAAGCAAGGCAGGGAUAUCGCAGUGCGACGGGCACCGGGAAGCCUCGCCGUGCCGAGGAAACUUCAUCCUGGACAACACCUACUUCUGCGAGGCAGACGCCAAAAAAUGCGUUUCUGUGGCCCACGCUGAGCCAGAGCCCAGGACGGAGCCCCGCUUUAGCCCGGAAGACGUUUACAUCACCACAGAAAGCCUUACCACUACUGCUGGGAGUUCCGGAAUAGCGGGAGGGCCUUCCGGUGAAAUGCCUGUGCCUGACUAUACCUCCAUUCACAUAGUACAGUCUCCGCAGGGCCUCGUCCUCAAUGCCACCGCGCUUGUGCCUGACAAAGAAUUCCUCACCUCGUGUGGCUACGUGAGCACAGACCAGCUGAACAAAAUCAUGCCCUAG